CUUCUGAGAGCGCGCAAACACAUAAUUUUCAAACUCCACCCAGAUGGCGCUAUUUGCUCUCUCUCCUCUCUCCUCUCUCUUUACAAAGCCAGUCCCACUCCCAUUCUCCUCCCAAGUCACAACCCCACAGCUCCACUCGCAAUCCAUCUUCUUUCUUCUCUCUCUCCCUACCCUACCGCCGGGUUCCAUCCCGGUCCGCACUAGAGCGAGAGACGGCAAUGGCGGACAAGGAGAAUUCAGUGCGUCUCACUCGCUUGGCGAAGAAGAGGGCGGCCGAAGCCGUGGCCGCCCCGGAACCUCAACCCGCCACCAAGAAGAGGGUGGUUUUGGGCGAGAUUACGAACUCGUCGAAUCCCCCGGCGACUGGGGAUCUGGAUUCCAAGCGGAAGUGCCGGACGAGCAAGAAGGUCAAGAAGGCAGUGGCCACAAAGAAAACAGCGGCGGCGCCAGACAUUGAUGAGAAACCGGAGGAUCCCCAAAUGUGUGUCUAUUACGCGUCUGAUAUAUACGCGUAUCUUCUUAACUUGGAGGUGGAAGCUAAGAGGAGGCCAUUGGGGGAUUACAUUGAGAAGGUCCAGAAGGAUGUGAGCGCCAAUAUGAGGGGUGUUUUGGUGGAUUGGUUAGUGGAAGUUGCAGAGGAGUACAAGCUUUGCUCGGACACUUUGUAUCUAUCGAUCUCCUACAUUGAUAGAUUUUUAUCACUCCAUGCUCUCAAUAGGCAGAGGCUCCAGUUGCUUGGAGUUUCCUCAAUGCUUAUAGCGGCGAAGUAUGAGGAGAUCAAUCCACCAAAUGUUGAAGAUUUUUGUUACAUUACAGACAACACAUACACAAAGCAAGAGGUGGUGAAAAUGGAGGCUGAUAUUCUCAAAUACCUGAAUUUUGAAUUGGGUGGUCCCACAAUUAAGACAUUUCUAAGGAGAUUCACCAGGAUUGCUCAAGAAGACUACAUCGCCCCAAAUCUGGAGUUGGAGUUCCUCUGUUGCUAUCUUGCUGAGUUAAGCUUGUUGGAUUAUGGCUGUGUGAAAUUCUUACCUUCGUUGGUGGCUGCAUCUGUUGUGUUUAUUUCAAGGUUUACAGUCCAACCGAAAUCACAUCCUUGGAGUUCAGCCCUGCAACAAUUUUCUGGAUAUAAACCAGCAGACUUGAAGGAAUGUGUUGUUAUUUUACAUGACUUGCAAUUAAAGAAAAGGGGAAGUGCUCUGGUUGCAGUAAGAGAGAAAUACAACCAGCAUAAGUUCAAAUGUGCGUCAGCACUAUCCUCUCCUCAGGAGAUACCCAGUUCCUUUUUUGAAGAUGUUGAAGAUUCAUAGUUGGGGUUAGCAAUUCAGAUGAACCUUUGGAGAUUUGACGUGUAGAUAAUAUGUUCUAAGAGUGUUCAUACAGC
Messenger RNA from Diospyros lotus (date-plum), 1384 nucleotides. RefSeq names its product putative cyclin-A3-1. The transcript is spliced from 7 exons. Gene Ontology annotation, molecular function: cyclin-dependent protein serine/threonine kinase regulator activity. Lineage: Eukaryota; Viridiplantae; Streptophyta; Magnoliopsida; Ericales; Ebenaceae. Bases 219 to 1310 code for a protein of 363 amino acids. The record is from RefSeq and is a predicted model, not a curated record. Gene Ontology annotation, cellular component: cyclin-dependent protein kinase holoenzyme complex; cytoplasm; nucleus. Gene Ontology annotation, biological process: regulation of cyclin-dependent protein serine/threonine kinase activity; mitotic cell cycle phase transition.